Messenger RNA from Rhododendron vialii, 2143 nucleotides. RefSeq names its product protease Do-like 9. The transcript is spliced from 10 exons. The coding region runs from base 100 to 1818 and encodes 572 amino acids. The record is from RefSeq and is a predicted model, not a curated record. Lineage: Eukaryota; Viridiplantae; Streptophyta; Magnoliopsida; Ericales; Ericaceae. Gene Ontology annotation, molecular function: serine-type endopeptidase activity; protein binding. Gene Ontology annotation, biological process: proteolysis.
UUCAUUACGGGGGUGCGGUGUGGAUGGGGUUUCUGGUACGACCCAAAUCUAAAAGUAGCAUUCGUUUCCUCCAUUAACGAAUGCAAAGGAACCAAUACCAUGUUGUCUUCCAGUCCGCUCUGUAAGUUGAAAUCCACCGUUCACCACCACCCCUCCACCACCACCAAACGUAGUUGUCAUUAUUCCUUUCUCACAAGCAUUCCAUCAAAAUCACUCCACGGCCGAUUUCCCCCCGUUUUCUACCCCACGGCUCACUCUUCUUCAACUACUUUUUCUGGGUUAAUCUUUUCAGUACCUCAGCAAUCGAUAGAUUUGGCUGAUGGAAUCGAAGGCAAAAUUAAUACCCAAGCAGAAGGAAAAAAUCCCGAUUCCUCGAGUAAGGCCUUCAAGACUAUUCCGAAGCACCUGAGGAGAAAAAGGAGGAAGCCCUUGAAGAUUUCCACUCGUGCUCGCUCUUCUGUUGCGUUACCGCUGGACGCUGUUGUCAUGGUUAUUUGCGUUAGUGGGCAUCCAGAUUUUUCAUGCCCAUGGCAAAAGAAACAAGAAAAAAGUGAUAGCAGUGGAUUUGUGAUUGGGGAUAGAAGAGUGUUAACAUGUGCUCAUUCCGUGGAUCACCACACCCAAGUGAUGCUCAAAAACCGCUACUCUGAUACCUUAUACGAAGCUUCUGUGAUAGCAGUAGCACCCGAGUGUGACAUUGCAAUGCUUACAGUUUGUGAUGACGAGUUCUGGAAAGGAGUUAAGCCGGUUGAAUUUGGAGGCACGUUAGCGCCCAAAGAUAAAUUAACUAUUCUGGGCUGUCAUGGUGAGAGUUGUGUAUAUAUGAAAAGGGCUCGUGUGACAAGAGUGGGCAUGAAAUGUUAUUCCCAUUUGGGUGCCGAAUUUCUCGCUUUAGAGGUGAAUGUUACUAUAAGGAAUGGAAUUUCUGGUGGACCUGUUUUUAAUAAAAGUGGCAAAUGUGUGGGAAUGGCCUUUCAGGGUGCAGGCAGCACAACUGAUGUUAUACCUACCCAGGUUAUUAAGCAUUUCAUUCGAGACUAUGACAAGAAUGGAGCAUAUACUGGGUCCCCAAAUCUUGGCAUCAAUUGGCUAGUGAUGGAAGCUUCUGAUUUAAGAAUGAAGAGAGAUGAUCAAGGUGGUGUUCUAAUAAUGGAAGUUAUGCCUGAUUAUCCAGAAUCUGAUGUUCUGAAUCGGUAUGAUAUUCUUUCAAGAAUUGAUGGGCUUAAAAUUCGCAGUGAUGGAACAGUUCCAUUUAAACAAGGACGCCGCGUGGAUUUCACUUACCUUAUCACAAAAAAGUACGUGGGUGAUGAGGUUGUUCUUGAAGUUCUCCGGAAUUCAAAGAAACAAGAAUUCACCAUAAAACUCGCAACUCAUAAACAGUUCAAGCCAGGAAACAUCCUUGGGAGGCCUAUUUCAUAUUAUAUCGUCGCGGGACUUGUUUUUACGACUCUUUCUUAUACAUAUUUGGAAUCCUUGUAUCCUUCUGUUUCAGGAGACCUGAUGUCCCAAGCUGUGCAUGAACAACGAGUUGUUGUUUGUCAGGUUCUUGAGGAUGACAUAAAUAGUGGGUACGAUGCGGAGGAAGUCGUGAAUUUUCAGGUUCGAACUUUUAAUGGUAAGCUUGUAAAGAGUCUCAAGGAUUUGGCGAGUAUGGUGGAGAGUUGUAUCGAGGAAUUCUUAGAAUUCCGUCUUGACAACCGGAAGAAAUUGGUAUUCCAGACGAAAAAUGCCAGAGAAAGAAGUCGAGAAAUUCUGAAAAUGCACUGUAUACCUUCUGCUAUGUCAGAUGAUCUGAUCUGUUGUAUUGGUGAGUGAACCAAAUUGGGUAGCUGGGCAUUGGUACUAAUAUUAGAUCAUAACUCAUUUCCAAUUGGGUAGCAAGCAUUGUGACAAGCAACCCUGAUUUGCACUUCAUAAUGGCAAGUAAUUUUAACACUCCACUUUUUUGUCUUUUUAUUUUUUGUGAAAUUACCAAAUUACCCUUUAUUUUGUUAGUGUUCAUCGACUUUCUUACACAUGGAAGGGUAUUAUUGUAAUUUCAAAUAGGAAAGAGACAAAAGGUGGAGUGUCAAAAUCAAUUUCUUUCAUAAUUUUGCAUGUAUUAAUUUUAGUAUGUUAAAAAAUAUUAAUAGCUUUGUUC